Messenger RNA from Phoenix dactylifera (date palm), 1232 nucleotides. RefSeq names its product trihelix transcription factor GT-3b-like. NCBI's taxonomy places the organism in Eukaryota, Viridiplantae, Streptophyta, Magnoliopsida, Arecales, Arecaceae. The record is from RefSeq and is a predicted model, not a curated record.
CAAUUGAAACUCUCCUAAUUACGAGAAGUGGAAGAUAGCAAUAGGAGAGAAGAAAGCUUCGAGGCCAAGGUAUUUUGGAGGCGCAGGGAGAUGAUGGGAGGAGGAGGAGGAGGAGGAGGAGGGGAUGGGGAUGCCAUGGGCGGGCGGAUGGCGAUGAUGCCGCCGCAGAUGAACAGAUCUUGGCAGCAGCAGCAGCAGAUAAGGAUGGGGAAGGAGGAGAGGGUGGCGCAGGUACAGUGGAGCGAGCAGGAGACGAGGGAGCUGAUCGGUUUCAGGGGGGAUCUGGAGCGGGAUUUGACGGUCGCGCGGUGGAACAAGACCCUCUGGGAGGCGGUGGCCGCCCGGAUGAGGGAGAGGGGCUACCGCCGCACCCCCGACCAGUGCAAGUGCAAGUGGAAGAACCUCGUCAAUCGCUACAAGGAUACAGAGACAGCUGAUCCAGAAAAUGGCAGGCAAUGCCCAUUCUUCGAAGAGCUUCAUGCCGUAUUCAUGGAGCGGGCAAGAAACAUGCAGCGCCUCCUCCUGGAGUCUGAAUCCAGCGCCUCCCCCUCGAAGAAGAAACUGAAGAGGCUCGGCGCAGACCGAUCCUCCGGUGAAUUCUCUGAGGAUGAUGAUGAGGAUGAUGAGGACAGCGAUGGCGAGCACCCCUCGAAGAGCAGAAAGAAGAAGGCUGAUAAAGGGGCACAGCAGCAGCAGCAGCAGCAGCAGCGGACAAAGGCAUCGAGCAGCAUCCAUGAGCUGCUGCAGGAGUUCCUGCAGCAGCAGCAGCGCGUCGAGAUCCAGUGGAGGGAGGUGAUGGAGAGGAGGGCCCAGGAGCGCCGGGCCUUCGAGCAGGAGUGGCGGCAGUCGAUGGAGAAGCUGGAGAAAGAGAGGCUGAUGCUGGAGCAGGCACGGCGGGAGAGGGAGGAGCAGAGGAGGAUGAGGGAAGAGAGCCGGGCCGAGAAGAGGGAUGCACUCCUUACCACCCUGCUGAACAAGCUCAUCCAGGAUGACUUCUGAGGGUGGCUGGGAUUGUUGGUACUGUUUGCUUGGUCUCUGUAUUUGUCUGGGGCUUGGAGUUUCACAAGUUGUUCUUGAGGAAGUUCAGGCUUGUGCACAGGAUCAUUUGUAUGGAUUUUUAUGCUUAUACACAUAGCAUAGCAUAGGUGGGAAGUUUAUUUUUUUCUUGUUUUCGAAUACUUUUGAUUGGAAAUGAAUUGAUUUUACAUGUAAUAGCCUCUUGUCUUGUGUCA